Phycomyces blakesleeanus NRRL 1555(-) is the source of this 1388-nucleotide messenger RNA. RefSeq lists its product as hypothetical. Gene Ontology annotation, biological process: regulation of vacuole fusion, non-autophagic; vacuolar protein processing; protein phosphorylation. The transcript is spliced from 8 exons. The record is from RefSeq and is a predicted model, not a curated record. Gene Ontology annotation, cellular component: Golgi apparatus; cytoplasm. NCBI's taxonomy places the organism in Eukaryota, Fungi, Mucoromycota, Mucoromycetes, Mucorales, Phycomycetaceae. The coding region runs from base 1 to 1140 and encodes 379 amino acids. Gene Ontology annotation, molecular function: ATP binding; protein serine/threonine kinase activity.
AUGUCACUUUUAUCAGUAUUUAGAGAUACAUUCUACUCUGCAGCAUCAUGUUGCUUUCCUAAUCCGACCAUCCAAGUCAAUAAGCGUACCUUUCGAGUCAUUCGUCUUCUAGGAGAAGGUGGAUUUUCGUUUGUCUACCUUGUUCAGGAUGUAUCUACCGGUCGUAACUUUGCUCUGAAGAAGAUUCGAUGUCCUUUCGGAAGCCAGGCUGUGGCAGACGCAAUGCGAGAAAUUGAUAUGUAUCGAAUGUUUCAGCAUGCGAAUAUAAUCAAAGUGGUGGAUACUAGCGUUAUGACAGACAAGGAUGGCACCAAGACUGUCUACAUAUUCUUACCUUACCAUAAGCAAGGCAACCUUCAAGACAGUAUAAAUGCCAACAACAUCAACAAAACACAUUUCCCAGAAAAGGAGAUUCUUAAUUUUUUCCGUCAAGUGUGCUAUGCUAUUCGUGUAUUGCAUACACAUCGUCUUCCUGAUGUUCCAAUGAAAAAUCCAGAGGAAGAGGAAGAAGCUAGAAAGCCAAGGCAGAAUUUGAUCUUACUAGAAAACAACUUGACUACAUCACCUUUGUCAGAGGAACCAUUGGUGCCAGUACCGGCACUGAGUUAUGUACCCCCUCCACCUAUGGAACAUAAGAAAGAAAAAGGAACAGUGGUACCGUUCGCUCACCGUGACCUUAAACCUGGAAAUAUAUUAAUUUCUGACGAUGGACAAAGUCCAAUCCUAAUGGAUCUUGGAUCAACUAUGCGGGCUCAUGUCGUGAUCAAAACGAGACAAGAUGCAUUGUUGCAACAGGAUCUUGCUGCCGAAAAUUGUACAAUGACUUAUAGAGCACCAGAGCUGUACGAUGUACAUACUGGAAUGGAAUUGAACGAAAAGGUGGACAUUUGGAGUCUUGGGUGUACCUUGUAUGCAACAGCCUAUGGACAAAGUCCAUUUGAGGCCAAUAUUAAUGAAAUCGGAGGAUCACUCUCGUUGGCUAUCCUAAACGGCCAAUACAAAUUCCCAACUCAGGACCCGUACAGCGAAUCUUUAAGAAACCUUAUCAGGUCAAUGUUGAUCGUAGAUCCAAAGGAACGACCUGAUAUCCACACAGUAAUUGCUGCAUUUGAUACUCUUUUGCAAAACCCAGGGCAUUAAACUUGAGACUGAAAAGAAAAAAGAGUUUCCAAAAAAUAUUUAAACUAUCUAAAGCUUUAGAAAAAACAACAACAACAACAACCAACAAAUAUCAACCCAAAAGAUGUCUUUUAUUACUAUUAUUACUACUAUUGUUAUUUCUAUUACUUCCUUUUAUUAUCACAAACAAUCAUACAAACACAUUCACACACCAAUACACACCCACCUACAUAUAUAAAAUUGUUCUUUAUUUCCAUGUCUUAUAUAAU